Messenger RNA from Lobosporangium transversale, 5747 nucleotides. Its product is annotated as Hamartin protein-domain-containing protein. Gene Ontology annotation, biological process: regulation of cell cycle; negative regulation of TOR signaling. Lineage: Eukaryota; Fungi; Mortierellomycota; Mortierellomycetes; Mortierellales; Mortierellaceae. The transcript is spliced from 5 exons. The record is from RefSeq and is a predicted model, not a curated record. Gene Ontology annotation, cellular component: TSC1-TSC2 complex. The coding region runs from base 289 to 5724 and encodes 1811 amino acids.
CACAAAAUUCGCUAUGCCAACGACACUUCUCGUCGUGAAGCUCCUCCAUUAUCCCAUCUCUUUUAAUGUGCCUUUCUUCACAACAGCACAAGCUCACUACUGCCAAUCAUUUCUCAUAUAUUUCCUUUCUUGUGCUACUACACAUUCUCUUUCUUGCUUCCGCAGCUUGAUUUCUUAGUCCAGUGUAUAAAAGAAAAAAGACAUCCAUCGCUUUCAAACUUCCUCGAAAUUGUCUGACGUCUAAUUCACUUCGCUCCGUACAGGACAUCUACUUUAUUUGACUAUAUCAUGUCAGGCUCAACGCCCACGGUCAAAGACCUGUACAAGGCUGUCACUGCUGAUCUAGCAACUUUUUUAGCCUCAGACAAGUCCAAGGAAAACGACUUAAAUCGCGAGACAAUACAGCAUUACCUCGACCGUUUUGUUAAGAAUCAAUCCAACUCCAAUUCAGGACAUGGUCACAGCAACCACACAACGCUUUCUGUUGCCAGCACUACCCCUGCAAUCCCUUUGCUUGGAAACUUACCGCCAGGAGGACAAGCAGGAACAGGAGCUGCUGCUGGAGCUGGAGCUGGAGCUGCGCUCAAUGCGUCAAUGUCAUCAUCUUCUACCACUUUAGGGUCUGGUAUCGCUCCUUCGUCUUCAGCUGCCGCUGCUGGCCAGCGACACGCGAACGAAAUUUGGUAUCAAUCCUUAACCCACAAUACCAGCAUGCAGCACUCCCACAGUUUACCACUCGCCUUUCACAAGCUCAAUCAAACCAUAUCCAAUUCAGUAUCCCCAGUCAGCUCUGCACCAGUAUCCCAAAAUACCUCAACUAGUGGCUCGCCAAUCAUCGGAAGUGGAGGCGCAAGUGGUUCAGCAGGGGCUCAUCCAAGCACAUCUCCAAAUCCUGGGGCCAAUCCAGGUCUAGCAGCUACACCUUCUAUUCAACCAACUUAUAUAAUACCAAAUCCUGUAGCCAAUGUACCAUUGGCAGCUCAGAGGUUUUCAGCACAUCUGCUCUCAUUGUAUACACAGCAGGGGAUGGGUGAAGUGCCAAUCGCUGCUGUUGCAAGUCGAAUGCUUGUUUACCUGACACAUUUGUUACCAUUUCUGACCCCACAUCUUGUCAUGGCCGAUUGGUGGGAUCGACUGAUAGAGCCUUCGCUACAGGGAGAGAUUAAAUUGGGAAAGGAGGCAUUGAAAGCUUGUAGAGAUCUUGUGAUAGAAUGCAUGACCCGCGACAGCCUCAUGGAUGGUCAAACUGGAGUGGGAUCAAUCUUAAUUGCUGGAGAUGAGGAAGGACAGUUGGAUGCAUCUCUUGCCAAGACUGCCAUGCCGAUCUCACAAUUUAUACUCCGAAAAUACGUUAAGGCAGCUCACAUCCUUAACCAUCGAUUUGCUGAUACAGAGGAGAUGGGUACAUCCGCUACAGCUGGGACGGGAUCAUGGCUUCGUACAAAUACUGUUUCAACGCCAAGUUCUGGCCAUGCUGGACAUGGUCUAGGGCCGUCAGGUUUAGGGUUUUCAACAUUAGGGCCGAUCCAGAACCCUCAGCGAUCAGAAUACCCAUCAGUCAUGAAGGAGAUGGAGAAACAACGGAAGCUCAUUAUGAAAGCUAGAGCUGUUAUUCGUCGGAAGAAGGAUAUAUUAGUCAAGAAUCUGGAGGCUAUUUUGUUUGCAUAUGGAGGCAACGUUGGACGUGUCAAGGAUUUUUUCAGCUGUCUUUACACGUAUUUUAUCGGUGCUCGUUAUCGUGCAGAGAUAUUGGGGUUGCUCUGUCAAUUUAUUCGAAGACAGCGUGUUUACUUGCAUCAAAUCCUAUCCACACCACUGUUCGAUUCUUUACUACUCUCGUUGAAGUAUGAUACGUCGCCUCUGAUUGUAUCGUUGGGGCUGAUGGCACUGAUCAUGUUGAUGCCUAGAAUUCCAGCUACCUUGAACGACCGACUUCCGGAUUUGUUUUUGAUUUUAAGCAGGAUUCUCUGUUGGCCAAGAUCAAGACAGCAAUUGAUAGGAAUAGCGAACCAAGAAGGCGCAAACUUAACUGGUCAGACUAUCCAAUCGUUUGACGAAUUUGAUGACGAUAGCGGCAAUGAGCCAAAUAUCAAACUACCUGGUAGUGCUGACAACAACAUUGUUAGCAAAAAUGCGAGCUCAGGAUCACCGCCAGAUGAAAUUGAUUACGAAGACAUCUCAUUGUACAGUCAUGGAGUCCGUUGGCGCCGAUAUGGCCCCGCUGUAGCGGGCGAAACAUCGGAAGGGGCACCAGAUCCAACUGCCAUUUUUUCAUUCCUCUAUGGUCUUUUCCCAUGUAGUCUUCUAAAAUUCCUACAUACCCCCCGCAUGUUUAUGAAGCAAGCGAUUUCGUCUACAGGAUCAGGGUCAGGACUCAAUACGAGUGAGGGAGAAUCAACAAAAAGUGCUCUGGAUUUAAGUGCUAUGUCACCAAAGGCCAACGACGUUGAAAAGAAAAUUGCGUAUAUCGAUGAGGAUUUGUUAAAAUCCCGAGUACAACCGCUUCUCAAGAGGCAUUCGCUACACCCCGAUCUAUUGACAUCAACGCCCGAACAGGAGAUCACUAAUAAAGCAAGGUGGCAAAAAUUGGAGCCCAUGGAGAUUGUUGCCAUGUGUGUUGGAUUGGAUGUGUGGAGUGCUGGAGUAAAUUAUGGUAUAGGGCCAGUUUUGAGAACGAUUGAUAGCGAUCGCUUGAGUGCAAUACCGCAGGGUGAUAGUGAUGAUGAUGAUGAUGAUGAUGAUGAUGAUGAUGAUGAUAAAGAGGAGGGGGCGCUAGCUCUUUCUACUUCACUGUCUUCACCAUUGGUUCUUGAAAAAACUGCUGUUGCUGCCCCUCCUAGCUCUUCAGUUGCCGAGAAGUCUGAAGAAGAUUCAUCCCAGCAAAAGGCUCUAGAAUCGGCUGAGUCCCUCGGAGUAGAGACAUCGGGAGGAAUACCUAUUGAAAUGUCGGCACAGGAAGAGGUUUCUGAGCUUCAUGCUGUCAGGGACAAUCAAUCGAGACCUAUACUUCCAACAACUGCCUCGUCUUUGUCUUACCGCGCUCAUUCUAUUCCAGGACCAACCGCGUCAACCACGCCAAGGGCACGAACAAAGUCCAAAGAAGUCAAGAUGAGCCAGAUUCUGCGAAACUUUGCAACCCUACGGGGACUGGAUCACGAUGAGAUUUUGAUGGAGGCGAAUAACAACAAAGCACUAAACCCCGGUUUGACCUUGCGUGAGCGUCGACCUUCUGUAUUGAAGAGCAAUGAUGAGUUAGCAGUAGCGUUAGGACCUUCUGCUAUGGCAAUAGCAUCUGCAGCAUCUACAGCGUCCACAACAACAACGACAGCGUCGGCACCUAUUAGUCAUAGUAAUAUACCCCCUGAAGGUCCUACAUAUCUAAGCAACAACUCUGUAGAAACCAGCCAAGAUCCUCAACUUUCUGCAACUAUGGCAAGUCUGGUACAGGAAAACAAAGAGUACCGCAAAACCAUUGCGUUAUUAGAAAGAGAUUUGCUCAUGGCUACGAAUGAACUUAAUUUUGAGAUGUUUUUAAAACAACAACAUAUUCAACAAAUCUCCAAAGUUCAUCGCGCUCAUGUGCUUGAUGCUAGUGUGGAAGCCGAACGCCAAAACCUUUAUAAUACCUGUCGGUCUCUCAAGGCGCAGCUGCAGGAGACAAAGUUAUUGUUGGAGAAGGAAAAGAAUGAGCUAGAAAAACGUAAGAACAAACAGACACAUUGGGAUACAGAGUUGAAGAAUAAGCUACAAAUGUUCAGAGAUGAACGAAAAAACCUACAAUUUGAGGUGGAGCGACUGAAGCAAGAUAUCCAGGAUACACGGCAAGCACAGGAGAUCCAAGAGAGACUCUUAACGGAGGAGCGCAAAGGGACUUUUAACCUCAAAAAUACGAUUGAGGAUCAGUCUCCGAAGCUCAAGAAGUUGGAGGAGUAUGAGAAGCGGAUCGAGGAAAUGACGCGCCAAUUGGUCACUUGGGAAUCUGAGCAAUCAAAAAUGCAGGAAGUGCAACGUCAGUUGGAGGCCGUUGUAGGCCGUUGGCAGAAUCUGGAACUGCUUCUUGCAGCAGAGAGAGAAGAAGCACGCAUCCUGAGGAAUAGGGUCUCUCAACAGUCCCAAAUCAUGGAUGAUAUGCGGAUUCAGAUAGCUAAUAGUGAAGGCCAUGGACUAGAAGAUAUCCCUGAUACACCCUCGAUAGAUUAUUGUUCAAGAGACGAACACGAUGGUGAUGAAAAUGAUGACAGAAGCGAUGAUGUAAAUGGGGAUAGAGACGCUGAUACUGUAUCGCAAACAGUUCAUACUAACGAGGUUGGUCACGGACGAGCGGAUGAAGCGGUUGAACGAGAGCAUUCAAUUCACCGUAAAGCGUCCAGUAACUUGCACCAUCGCGCCAGUAAGACUGCUUUGAAUACAGACUGGCCACAAGCAUUCACCCGAUCGAAUAGUAGUCAGCAAGGAUUUGAAAGUCAGCGGCGAGCAGCUGCAAUGCAGAAAUUUAUGGUUCGUGAAAAGGAACGAUGGGACCAGGAACUUCAGGAAGCACACAACCGAUGGUCGCGAGAGGCUAUGCGCAACCAACAACUAGAGGACCGUAUCUUGGAGCUCCAAGCUCAACUUGAGACGUUGCGUGCUAUCGACAUGCGGCAACAUCACACUACUGAAGGACAUCACGGAGGCAAUGAUGGAAGUCAACGCUAUAUUACUAGAGGAGGUACUGAUAAGGAGGGCAAUGAUUUCGGCGGUCAGGGCGACAAUGCAACAGCUGGAGGAGAGGUGAGUGGCGGUGGAAGUGACACGAAUGCUCUAACGCAACCCCAGAAUGUCCCAUAUGGUGCACAGGCUUCAAUAAAGAUGGACCAUCAUUAUGGCGAUGGUGACACAGAUGAUGGUGGCCUUGAGUCCAGUGGGAUGAUUGGUCGAUAUAGUCGUCAUAACUAUCAAGAGACAGAAGAUGAGGAUGACACGAUCGGUCAAAGAAUUAGAUCCAUGCGUUUAGGGGAAAAAGACAGCUCCUCUUCAACAUCAGCUCAGCUGCCACCAUUUGAAUCUGAAUCUUCGACCCGAGCUGUUGGUCAGACAGGCAACAGCAGUGGAAAAGGCAAAGGAAUUAAGUCAAAGACAAAGAGCAAGUGGCCACUUGACAGGGCCCAAACAGACCGUGGCAUUCAUAAUGUGAGUGCUGGAAUUGGUGGUGCAGGUGGAGGAGGACAUCUUGGUAGCCAUAUUCCAGGAAUCUUUGACUUGGGUCGACAAUUAUCGCAGCAGCAGCAGCGUAAAGGUGGCGAAUCAUCAUCUACAUCUACGUCUACAUCUACAUCAAAGAGUUCUGUAGCAGCCAGAGCAGCUUCCUCAGGAGUAUUCCUACCCACGCUCUACACCCGACAUGUAUCGCAUCUGUCGGAUAGUGCAAUCAGCGAUGUGACAACCGCCUCGGACACAAGCACGACAGGCAGUGGAGUACGAGGCGAGCGUUCUCGAAGUACUGCUGAUAGUGAAGAUGGCAGUAGCAGUACGUCAAGACAUGAGCGAGCUGCAUCUGCAUCUGGAUUAAUAUCUGGAUUUCGAGCACCCUCCAUUGACGGAUCUGCAACUAGCGGGGGCAAGAGUCACAGUAAGAGCAAAGCUGAUAGGGAGCGAGAACGUGAAAGAGAGCGUGCGCGACUGAUGGGUGGCAUUGGUCCUCUUGUAGAUCCAAGCAAGAUGUACCGUAAUGUGCGUAUGUUUUAAAGAAAAAUAAAAGAAAACAUGUU